This is a messenger RNA of Gracilinanus agilis (Agile Gracile Mouse Opossum), 2510 nucleotides long. It is a transcript of the gene RASAL1, whose product is annotated as RAS protein activator like 1. The record is from RefSeq and is a predicted model, not a curated record. Gene Ontology annotation, biological process: negative regulation of Ras protein signal transduction; intracellular signal transduction; regulation of GTPase activity. Gene Ontology annotation, molecular function: GTPase activator activity. NCBI's taxonomy places the organism in Eukaryota, Metazoa, Chordata, Mammalia, Didelphimorphia, Didelphidae. The coding region runs from base 1 to 2448 and encodes 815 amino acids. The transcript is spliced from 21 exons.
AUGGCUCGGAACAUCUCGCUGAAUUUCCGCGUGGUGGAGGGACGGGACCUGCCGGCCAAAGACGUGUCUGGCAGCAGUGACCCCUACUGCAUUGUCAAGGUGGACCAUGAGGUGGUGGCCAGGACAGCCACUGUGUGGCGAAACCUAAAUCCGUUCUGGGGAGAAGAGUACACCUUGCACCUGCCCCUGGACUUCCAUCAUUUGGCCUUCUAUGUUCUGGAUGAAGACACCAUUGGGCACGAUGACGUCAUUGGCAAGAUCUCCCUGAGCAAGGAGGCCAUUGCAGCGGCAAGUCCCCGAGGGAUCGAUAGCUGGCUCAAUCUGAGCCGCGUGGAUCCUGAUGAGGAGGUGCAGGGGGAGAUCCACCUGGAUGUGAAGCUCUUGACAGAAUCCCAGGGACCUCGGCUCUGCUGCCACAUCAUCGAGGCUCGAGAUCUGGCUCCCCGAGACAUUUCUGGCACGUCGGACCCCUUUGCCCGCAUAUUCUGGGGCAGCCAGAGCCUUGAGACGGUGACCAUCAAGAAGACUCGGUUCCCCCACUGGGAUGAAGUAUUAGAGCUUCAUGGAGAGGAGGGCCCCCUCCGGGUGGAGGUGUGGGACUGGGACAUGGUGGGCAAGAACGAUUUCCUGGGAAUGGUGGAGUUUCCUCCUGAUGUCCUUCUCCAGUGCCCUCCCCGUGGCUGGUUCCGCCUACAACCCUUUGCCAGUGCUGAAGAGGAUGCUGGGGGUAAGCUGGGAGCCCUCCGGCUCAAGGUGCGCCUGGCUGAGGACCGCAUCUUGCCUUCUGUGUACUAUCAACCCCUGGUUGAAUUGCUGGUGGAAUCUGUUCUGUCUCCAGCCCAGGAUGACACGGUGACUCCUUUGGCCAUGUUGGAUGAAGUGAGCUCUGGGGAGAGUCGACAGGACAUUGCAACGCAACUGGUGAAAAUAUUCCUGGGUCGGGGUCUGGCUGUGCCCCUUCUGGACUACCUCAACCUUCGGGAAGUGUCCCAGACCACGGAUCCUAAUACCCUCUUUCGCUCUAACUCUCUGGCCUCCAAGUCCAUGGAGCAGUUCAUGAAGUUGGUGGGCACACCUUAUCUCCAUGAGGUCCUCAAACCUUGUGUCAACCGCAUCUUUGAGGAGAAGAAAUACAUCGAGUUGGAUCCGUGUAAGAUAGAGCUGACCCGGACCAGGAGAAUCUCCUUCAAGGGCACCCUGUCGGAGGAGCACGUGCGGGAAAACAGCCUGGGGUUGUUGACAAGCUAUCUGGGAGAAAUCCUGGAGGCCAUCACGGGCUCAGUGGACAAGUGCCCUCCGGCCAUGAGAGUGGCCUUCCGACAGCUGCACCACAGGGUGAAGGAGCGUUUCCCUGGGACUGAGCAUGAGGAUGUGAAGUAUGUGGCCAUCAGUGGUUUCCUCUUCCUCCGAUUUUUUGCUCCGGCCAUCCUUACCCCAAAGCUCUUUGACCUCCGGGACCAUCAUGCCGAUCCCCAGACCAGUCGCUCCCUGCUGCUACUUGCCAAGGCUGUCCAGAGCAUUGGCAAUCUGGGCCAGCAGCUGGGCCGGGGCAAGGAGCAGUGGAUGACGCCCCUCCAUCCCUUCCUGCUCCAGAGCAUCACAAAGGUGAAGGAUUUCUUAGACAAGCUGGUGGACGUCGAGGCUGAAGGUGCCCUGGAGGCCCAGCCAAGGCUCCUGUUUUCCCCGUCGGUGGUCAUCAAGGAAGGCUACCUGCAUGUGCGGAAGGCUGAGGCCGGGGCCCUCGUCCCCCGCUUUGCCUUCAAGAAGAGGUACUUUUGCCUUAGCAGUGAGAACCUCUCCUAUUCCAAGGCUCCCGAGUGGCAGGUGCGGACCUCCAUCCCAGUGUGCAGGGUGUGUGCCGUGGAGAGGGUGGACGAGAACGCCUUCCAGCAGCCCCACAUGAUGCAGGUGGUCACCAGGAGCCGCGAGGGGCAGCUCGAUACUCUGUACAUCCAGUGCAAGAAUGUGAACGAACUGAACCAGUGGUUGUCGGCCAUCCGCAAAGCCAGCAUCUGCAAUGAGGGCAUGCUGCCUUCGUGCCACCCAGGGGCGUUCCGAGGCAACCGCUGGACUUGCUGCCUCCAACAGGACCGCACAGUCCAGGGCUGCAGCCGCACGCACUCGGCCGUGACCCUGGGAGACUGGAGUGACCCCCUGGACCCUGAUGCAGAGGCCCAGAUGGUGUAUCGGCAGCUGCUUCUGGGGAGAGACGGGCUCAGGAAGAAAUAUAUUGAGUUUUCUGAGGCGGGGAUCAAACUGGAACAGAAAGUGACCCAAGGCCAGAGCGGCCAGGAAGGAGAGAAGUCUGCUGUUUCUGAGCCUCAAAGAGCACACACGGCUGCAGCAGCUGCCCAUCUCCUGGCUGUGAUCGAAGACCUGGAAAAGGCCCACAAGGCCUUGGAGGAGCAAGAGAAGGAGCAAGCAGGGGGAGGUUCCCUUCAUCCCUGAGGUCUCCAUCCUUCAGUCUGGGCCAUCGCCUUCAACCCAGAGUCCUGGGACACUUUUUGUUG